UGCUCGCCACUCUUUCAACCUACUGGAACAGAUUGCUCCGACAAUCUGUGUAAAAAAGACGCAUUAUAAAAAGAUAGAAAAAACUAGAAACCUCGUUUAAUUUCAUUGCUAAUUAUAAUCAUUAACAAAAAAAAAACAAUGUCAAAUCUCGCGCCCAAAAUUAAACUAAAUAAUGGCCAGGAAAUGCCAGUUUUCGGCCUGGGCACUUGGAAAUCAUUCGAAUCGGAGGCUUACCAGGCAACCAAAAAUGCUAUUGACAUAGGGUAUCGUCACUUUGACACCGCUUUUGUCUACGAAAACGAACAGGAGGUGGGCCAGGCUAUACGGGAGAAGAUCGCCGAAGGUGUAAUUAAACGCGAAGACAUAUUCAUAACCACCAAAUUGGGUGGCAUUCAUCACGAUCCUGAACUAGUGGAACGCGCCUUUCGAUUGAGUUUAAGCAACUUGGGACUGGAGUACAUUGAUUUAUACUUAAUGCAUUUGCCGAUUGGUCAGAAAUUUCACAAUGAUUCGAAUGUGCAUGGCACUUUAGAACUCACGGAUGUGGAUUAUCUGGACACAUGGAAGGAAAUGGAGAAACUGGUGGAUUUGGGUUUGACACGCAGCAUCGGUUUGUCCAAUUUCAAUGCCGCUCAAACGGAACGCGUCUUGGCGAAUUGCCGCAUUAAGCCGGUGGUCAAUCAAGUUGAAUGCCAUCCGGGAUUCCAGCAGGAGAAACUUAGGGAGCAUGCGAAAAGGCAUAAUCUAGUGAUUUGUGCCUAUUGCCCGCUGGCUAGACCGCAACCCGCACGCCAAUGGCCACCAUUCCUAUACGAUGAGCAGGCUCAGCAACUGGCCAAGAAAUACAAUCGCACUCCCGCCCAGAUCUGUUUGCGUUUCCUGGUGCAAAUCGGUGUAGUUCCCCUUCCCAAGUCAUCAAAUAAGUCACGUAUCGCCGAGAACUUUCAGAUAUUCGAUUUCGAGCUCAGUCCUGAGGAUGUGUCAUCAAUGAAACACUAUCACACAGGUCAGCGGACUGUGCCGUUCUCAGGAAUGUCGGGACACAAGUUUUAUCCAUUCCAUGACGAGUUCUAAGCGCAGUAUUGUUAAUUAAAAUAAAGAAUUAAAGAGUGCAUGGGGCAAAUGUUUUGUAUUAA
Molecule: messenger RNA, 1136 nt
Organism: Drosophila willistoni
Lineage: Eukaryota; Metazoa; Arthropoda; Insecta; Diptera; Drosophilidae
Product: aldo-keto reductase family 1 member B1
Exons: 1
Coding region: 139-1074 (311 amino acids)
Cellular component (GO): cytosol
Molecular function (GO): aldose reductase (NADPH) activity
Source: RefSeq, a predicted model, not a curated record